Messenger RNA from Colletes gigas, 6957 nucleotides. Its product is annotated as E3 ubiquitin-protein ligase KCMF1-like. Gene Ontology annotation, biological process: synaptic signaling. The transcript has 8 exons. NCBI's taxonomy places the organism in Eukaryota, Metazoa, Arthropoda, Insecta, Hymenoptera, Colletidae. Gene Ontology annotation, cellular component: plasma membrane. The record is from RefSeq and is a predicted model, not a curated record. Bases 242 to 1792 code for a protein of 516 amino acids. Gene Ontology annotation, molecular function: zinc ion binding.
GCCUGCAACGUUCUCCGGGAGCGUAGGUCUAAUGUGACGUCACGGUAGCCUAGUUGGGUUAGGUUUUACGCUGGAAAUUCUAACGAAAAAUUUUUUGUUUGACGAUUAAUGUUUUUCCCAUCGUGUCUGCUGCACUGAGCGACGUGAAGAGCUAACGCAGUGGCGAACAGUAAUCGUAUUUCGUAAACCGUUCGAUCGCGAGACCCCGCGCUAUCGGCGUAUAUGAGAUUUUAAACGGAAAAUGAAUCGACAUGAAGGGGUAAGUUGUGACUCCUGCUUAAAGGGGAAUUUUCGGGGUCGCAGAUACAAGUGCCUCGUGUGCUAUGAUUAUGAUUUGUGUGCCAGCUGCUAUGAACGGGGUGCCAAUACUACAAGUCACCUCUCUGAUCAUCCUAUGCAGUGUAUACUUACUAGAUCCGACUUUGAAUUAUAUUAUGGCGGAGAAGGAGUAAGUAUAGAGCAGCCGCAAUCUUUAACUUGUCCUUUCUGUACAAGAAUGGGUUUUACCGAAGCUACAUUGCAAGAACAUGUUGCUGCAGAUCACCCGGACACUUCUUUUGAAGUUGUUUGUCCAGUAUGUGCAUGUACCUCAGGAGCAGAUCCUAAUGCCGUGACCGACGAUUUUGGAGCACACUUGAGUGUGGAGCAUCGUAGUGGACCAAGAGAUCUGAUCUCUUUCCUAGAUGAACCGUCCACAAGUAGACACAAUCCUAGACGGAUAUCAAAUUCAUCUAGAGGUGUUAAUGGGCCACGACCUCGCAGGUCCAAUAUGCAUUUCAGUUCGUCCGGGGGAUUGAGUCCAAGUAGUCGGGAUAGUGGCGAUCCAAUUACAGAAUUACUUUCUCAAUUAUCCGGUGUUCGUAGAAGUGGUGCAGCAACUGGUCAAAGUUUAUCAACGCCAUCACAGUUACAACAAUUGCAAAUGCAGCUACAAUUGGAGCGGCAACAAGUUAGAGCUGCUAGGCAACAAUUAGAACGGUUACCUAGGAGGCAGGCUCAGCCUAUUGGUUCUGUAAGUGGUGGAGGAACUACUAGUAUAGGUGGUCAUUCUAGCACUAUGACCAGUGUGGUAGCAAAUAGUACGAGUAGUAACAAUAAUGCAACUAAUGUGGCUAACCCGUCCGGCGUAUUAUCCACCAAUUCACAGAACUAUAUGUUUCUGUUGCCAAGAUGCAUUACGACUACUCUGUCUGACUCGCAGUUACAAGACAUUGAACGCGAAAGUGCGAAUAGGAGCCUCUUUACGCGCGAACUUAUCGUCGGAACUCUUUCGCAAACAUUACCGGAGUUGAUACAGCAGCAGUCUGCGGCGCAAACACCAGUGUCGAGCGCGACUACCGCCACAACCAGUCCUGAAACACCAAAUGCUAUUUCUUCCACGGUUUCCACGAAGAAAUUAAGUCUAGCUCAAGAGGCAAAAAGGGAUCAAGCGACGAGUAAACACGUAACGCAAACUUCUACGCAACAGUCGCAUAUUGUUCAGGCCGCUGCUGGUAGUAUGGGGACGGGUCUGCAAAGCCAAGGAUUGCCCCCAAACUCGAAUAACCUUGCAUCACAGAAUACACCUAUGGUUCAAACACUGAUGCACAGUGUAUUACCUCAGCCAUUGGUAUUGCAGCAACCACUACCGCUACCAAUUAGUAGAUCUAUCAGAGAACCGAUAGCAACCCCGGCACCAGCAUACCUUAGAGGUGGAGUUGGUCCAGUUGGAGUAACAGGUCCUUCACGUAGGAAGCCGGUUAGGGCUGUAGAUGGCAGAAACCAAUCUACGGAACCUCCGCCCCCACACUAACCUCUCCUUAGCCCGUACCCACCCACCCUGAUUCCUCACAGGACCCUCUAGCACUAGUCCUAGCACUGUUUAGAACACCUCAUCAUUAUUGUUAUUAUUAUAAUAUUAUAUAUUAAUAAUUAUUCGAAUGCCCUCCUCCUCACCCUCCCUAUCUAUCACUUUUUAAACUCUAAUCUCGCCAUCUUUUGUCGUUACGUGACAUGGAACAAGGGCAAGGGCUGAUUCGCCGACACAUGCAAAUAAUGUACAUAACUCACUUCUUGCAGUCAUAUACACAUCUCGUACACGCUCCUCAGCGAGUCUUGCCACGUUCUUCCAUAUUGAUUGUAUCUGGUGGCUGUAUCGGGCAACGUUAGAGAGGUUAGGUUGAUCGGUCGAUGCGAAAAAAAUACUCAAAAAAACACCUGUAACCUGUAACCUAUAGUUCAUUUGACAUCGAAUGCCUCGCGAGGACAGAAACUUGGGAAAAAAAAAAAACAACACCGUGCCCGUCAUACGCACCACGUUUUUCUUGUGUGUGUGUUUUUUUUUUCUUAUAAAUUGGUAAAAUUUAUUUUGGUCGUUCAGCUGCUGAUAUAUUUUGUAUUUUUAAGAUACGAACACGUUUUAUACGAGAUUAAAAAAAAUCUACCGUUGCCUGGGUUGGUCCGUUCAGAUUUUAGAAAUCAUAAUUUGUCGGGGCGGAAUGUUUUUACGGCGGCGAUUGACUAAAUACUUUUAAACGUUACGUAAUAAUAAAGUCAUCUACAUGCUUUGCAGAAUUACGUAAAUUAAUGUAUAUAGAUGCUUUGUUAUGCAAAAAAAAAAAAAAACUGUAGGCAAUUGUACAAGCAAUUCUAAUUAAUCAAAUUGUUUCAGAUAGGUGUUACAGAAUCAAUAAUCGUAAAUAUUAGGUUGGCGGGCCGUUCCUUGGCCAGCUCGUCGAAGCUGCUUAGAAAUUGGUGUUACAAAAUGGAGGGAUUAGACUGAGCUUCAACGUAUCGAUCAAAACGUGUCGCUUCUCUCUAUGGAAAUAUAAUUGUGUUUGCUGAAAGUGUUUACUCGCAUCUUUAUUUCGAAAUACAAUUUUUUUUUUUAUUCGUAACGAUCGUUCGCGGAUCUAAUCGCUCCAUUUUACGAUAUGAAACGAGACAAAUACUUGUACGUGUGUUUUGUUUUUUUUUUCUCUCGGUAACAGAGGUUUUACUUGGGUCUGCUACGCGCAAAAAUUGUAAAAAAAAAAGUCGUGAACGUUUGCAUUCUGGUUUCUUCGAGUCGGAAAGAAUUCACGAUACAGGGGAUGUUCGUUGAUUUGUAUGAAUAUCGAGUGUGUGCGUAUGACGCGUGUGAAUGCAUUCGAGAUCCGCGACGAGUCUACUGAAAGUAGAAGUGCGAUCGAAGGCGUUCGCAAAAACGAGUAACAGUUAUGUUUCGAUUAUAUUCGUCGUCCACCGCCCAAACCCCCUUUUUUUCUUCUAAUUUUUGCACAGAUUUCUCGUUUAUCGUUUGUGUACAUUUCGUAUUGUAAUUAAUUUCCUUUAUAACACUUUCUUAUAGUUAUUUUAAUUUGUGGGUGUAUCUGCAAGUCGUGGAUGAUAAAAAAAAAAACAAAGUAAAAUUAUAUAAACACAUAUAUAUAUAUAUAUAUAUGUGUGUGUGUGUGUGCCCAUAUAUAUAUAUAUAUACCCACAUAAACAGAUAAAAAAUUGAAUGAAAUAUGUAGUGUGUGAUUUUUUUCAUUUGUUUUUCUUUUCUUUUUUUUUUUAAUUGUCUUAUGCUCUCGCAUGUUUGGCUUUAUAAAAUUUAUGAUUAUAACGUUACGAAUAACCAAAGGUAUUAAAAGUCGAGACGUUUCGUUUUCUGUUACCUCAAUCCCUUUCGAACGUGUCACUUAGCUAUACGCGCCUUAUGCUUCGAACAGUCGAACGAUUAUUAUUUAUGUCCCCGUAGUUUGUGGUGUGUAAAAUAGGGAAGUAACGAUGUAAAGAAAAGAAAGGAAAAGAGAAAAAAAAAGUAUACUAAUUGCCUUAACACGGAAUGCCUGAGAAAUUAAGGGGAGACUCGAAACUUUUACCUUUUUUGAGGAGUGUGUGUUUAAUUCGACGAAAUCUUUGCGCAUGGUACUUGGAUGAAGUUACGAUACACUUGUAUACCGAUCUAAACUAAAUAAAAACGCGCAUAUCCGAGAUUGUAAGAAUAAUGCAGAUUAUUAUCGAAAAGAGAAAAGACGAUAGAUCGAUCGCGUUAAUCGCCACGCUUCUACGACUUGUAACAAAUGAUUCAGUCACCCUGUAGAGAAUUUAAGAGGAAUAUACGAGCCUACGCGUUAGAACGAAGCAAGACUCCGCGCACAUAUAAUACAAAAUAAUCAAUCACAAUGAGAGAUAAAGCUAAUAAAUAACGAAAACAACUCCGAUUUGCUAUGUAUAUCGUAUAACUUGUUGGUAUAAAGCCGAAAAUUCGACACGUGCGUUCAGUUUUUAUUCUUGAGCUUUAAAGCGUAGCGAGUUUACGUUCCCCCUUGUUUCCACGUCACUUCGGGAUUGUAAAAUCUUAAACUUUUACACACACGCCUACUUUGCUAUUAAUAUUAUUUUUUAUUAUUAUUAUUUUUAUCGCUAUUAUGUACUAUACGAUGUACUAGGGGCGUCCCCUAAAUCAUACCUUGACAAGUGGGACAGUGGAACAGUGUGACCGAAUGCCUGUACGAACAGUCGAAUACUGUAUUAAUAUUGUUAGACUUUUAUCGUUACAAUUCUUUCCCGUAACUACGAUUCCGAAAAAUUCAGCAUAAUCUUAACGAAACGGCUUUUUACAUUAUACGUAAAUAUAUAUUAUACGCAUAUAAUAUAUAUUUAUCCGUAAGAACGAUAAGGUGCCUCGGAGUAUCGUCGUAAGUUUCGCGUGUUUCUCUCCGUUUUCUUUUAUUUUGUUUCUUCUCUUAACAACGUAAUACACAAUUUAAUACUCGUUUUCUCUUGAAAAUUCGUAGACGUAGAGGAAGUGAAAAGAAAAAAAAUCCAUUACGUAAUAUUCCAGGAUUACGAUUAUUGUAUCGAAAGUUUUCGAAAAAAUUAAAGGGUCUUUGGAAGCAAUUCUGUCCGCUUUCUGUCGAUGAUCGACGAUUCUCCUAGAUAUCCUUUGUCCGUAGAAAAGAAAAAAGAAAAAAAAUAAAAAAAAAAGUGAAGACAUUAAUCGAUCUUGUGAACACGAAGUAGAGGAAAAAGAUAUUUUUGCGUGGCUUAAACGGUUGUUUUUAUCACGCCCUUAUCCGCGCCUCGACGAACAUCAAAACGACGAGAAUUUUCGUGAAAGAAAAAAAAAAGUAAAGGAACAAAAAUUUUGACAACGAAUUUCAUGAAAAUCAGACGUUAAAAGUAAAAUUUUGAUCUCGUUACGUAAAGAAGGACGAAUAGAAUGCAUACGACAUUUCCCCUCUUUUCUAUUCGACGAAGAGACUUUCACCUUCGAGCGGAACGAAAUUUCGAUUUGUAUUUAAACAAUAUUUUACGUAUCAUUGCCUACCGUAUAAAUAUAAAUAUAUGAAUAAUAAACAUAUACAUAUAGAUAUACAUACACAUAUAUAUAUUUAUAUGUAUACACGAAUACACGCGCGAGCUACGUUCGUAAACAUAAAACACUCGUACGUGUGUACACGUAUGAAAGGAAAAGUUUAAUAAUAAUAUGCGGCUGAAGGUACACCGAAAACAAAAAACAAUGGCAAAAGAGGAGGAGAAAAAAUUUUUGGGAACCGAGACUGUAGGGAGAAACGAAAUUUCUGAAAUUUAAUUGAAUCUCGAUGAUUUAUCGUAUAGUACGCUCUUAUCGCGAUACCGUUUCUUAUCGUUAUAAUCGAUUUAUUAAUAAAUAAUAAUAUUUGGGCUUGUAAUGUAGAUAGUAGCCCAAUCGAGCGGGACGGGAGUCCGACUGUAACAUACCGACACGAUAAUUUUAACGAAGGGGACGUGUCGUUUACAUAAAAAAUGACACUCUGCCGUUCAACGACGCGCGACUAGAUCGAAAUCACUCUCGGAUCAAUGUACUCUAUCGCCAAUAAGCAAAGAAACAAACAAAAAAAGGGUUAAAAAAGAAAAGCAAAAAAAAUUGUAAACGUGAGAAAGGAAACUUCCGUUUCUAUUAAGGAUAUUUAUUAUACUAUAUUUUCCACAGUAUUUUUGUACUGUGAUAUAUAUAUAUAUACGUGUAUGCACGAUCAAGAACCGUCGCCGCUGCCUUCCUCACGUCAGAGUUUUCUUUUCCUCGAGGAAUUUCGUGGUGAUCGACAUUGAACACGGGCAAUCGAGAAAUUUUCGAGCGACGAACGGAGGUAACACAGAAUAUGAGACUUAAAUAAGCGAACGCGUUAAAAUAAUUUUAGGGGGACAUCGAUUCCUACGUAUACAUAUACAUAUAUAUGUAUAAAGAUCGUCGAUUAACUCGUCGAACGUAUCGCGCGAAUUUGCCUAAUGUCGUUGGAUCCGCGCGAGAUCUCGUCACUUUGGGCGGAUAUCAUGCCGUGUGCCGUGCAGGUUUCCUCGUCCAGAUCCAAAUGAUGGGUGAAAAAAUAAGUAAAAAUAACUCGCGCGAGUUAUCUUUCUUUGAGUCGAUCGUUCGAGCGUAUUAUUAUCAAUAAUAUCCUAAGCCAUUGGUAUUUUCCACGAAAAGCUUGAUAACUUUUAAUUGUAAUCCUUGCCAAAGGAGAGAAGCGGGUGGUGUACGGAGGAGUGCACGAUAGAGAAAAAUUUGUAGGAGCUAGCAAAGCGCAUAUAUAUGUAUGUAUCAACAUUAGAAAGAUGAGCGGGUUAACAAAUAUGUAGCGGCUUCCGUGGCCAUUUAACACCUAGACACCGAUUUCCUUUUUUAUAUUAUCGUUUUAUUUAAUCAAAGGGUGGUGUACGGGAUAGGAGGGUAGAAUCAAAAAGAAAGCCGACGAGACGACGCCUCUCUACAAAGUCCUUUCUAGUUCGUCGAGCAAGCAGAGGAGAGAAAAAAAAAGAGAGAGAGACUGUGUGUGCAUAUGUUUACGCGUGCGUGUGCGCCCCUGUACGAGAGGGUUAGAAAGAGAACACAUUUUUUCCCUUUAUCUUUGAAGAUUUUUCGCUUUGAGAACUUUUCGGUCGAAGGGGUCUUCGAUUGUCUCGAAAGUGAUUGUCCCCGUGGCCGGGGAAAAGACUAUCGAGAAAGAA